GGCACCCUCAUGCUCAGCUUGCUGCUCCUCGCUAUCGUGAGUGGCAGCCACGCGCUGCUCCGUGGCGCAUGCGGCUCGGCGGCGUGCGUGGCCCUCGGCGGCGGCGGCGGCGGCGCUUUGCUGAAGAGGCCGUGGUGCCGCCUAUCGGCAUCGGCGCCACCAGCCAAUGCCGCCCCGGAGCGGCUCGGUGCAAGGCUCGGAGCGGCGGCACGAAGCCGGCCAGCUUUCAUGGCUGCUCGCAGCUCAGCGGCGACGGAGCCGCUGCCUCCGACGCUUCUGCCGAUCACCUUCUCGGUCUUUGCUCAGAUGAUUGGCGAGGGGAUCGCGAUCUCGUCCCUCCCGCUGCACAUGACGCUGCUCGGCGCGUCGCCGCUCGAGGUUGGCCUCGCAACCUCCUGCUUCUCCGUCGCCCAGAUGGUCUGCUGCCCCGCCCUCGUCUCGCUCUCGAGCCGCUUCGGCCGCGCGCUCGUGCUGCGCGUCUGCUUGGGAGGCGGGUCCUCGUCGCGUCAGUGCUGCCGGGAGGACGGCGCAACGCAGAGAGCGUCGCAGCUGCAGCGGCGAGGGAAGCGGCAGGCGGAGGAGGGGGAGGAGGGGAUGGUGAUGCUCGGCUGGUCCCUCACGCUCAGCGUGUCGACGUACGGUCUCUUCGCGCCGUUCGCGCUGGGGUACGGACAGUCGCAGCUGAGUGCGACCUUCUCCGCCGGCGCCGCUUGCACGAUCCUCGUCCAGAUCGCCCUCUUCCCGCGCCUCGUCGCCGCGCUGGGCGAGCAUCACCGCUUCUGCGAGCACCUCGCAGCGACGUCCGGCACGCUGCCCUACCACCUCUGCGCCGCGUGCAUGCUCGCCGCCGCCUCGAUCCCGCUGUUGCUGCGCCGAUCCGAGCGGGAGGCGGAGGAGGCGUCGGCGCAGGCGCAGCUGCGGGAGGGGACCGCGGCGGAGUGGACAGGCAAGAAGGAACGCCCAUCUGCGUGCUCCGACUCACAGCAAAUACGCUCGCCGUGGCUCAGCAAGUUGCUGAGGCAAAAAAUGCAGAACAUUGACGGCACGCAGGCGGUCGUUCACCUCGAUGCCAGCUGGCGCAAACUCUUGGCCGAAAACGGGAUUAAGCUCCGCAAGGGCUCAUACAUCAAGAUUGGCAACCUUUAUUGGGCGCCGAAGCAAAAGCGGCGGGACAUGACCACGUACCAAAAGGAUCUGAGCACCUUCUUCGGAGACAAAUUUACUGACGAGUUUACAAACGAGGUUGCAGCGUUGCAAAAGGAGUCAAUGGACGGGCUCAAAACGUUCAUCAAAGACGCGCUGCACGUCGACAAGCUGACUGGAGAUGUCUCGUUUGAACGCGGGGUGAUGAAUUAUGUCAACAAAGUAACCAUCGGCGCUCUUGGCGCUAGCAUGGCGUUUGGCGUGGGAGCAGGCGCAGGUGUGCUGACAUCCACCGCCGGUAUUCUUGCGGCCGCGGGCGGUCUCAGUGCGACUGGGGUCGGCAUCGUUGUCGCUGCCCCCUUGGCGUUGUGUGCUGUUGGUUGGGGCAUUCACCAGCAAUAUGGGAUAAGCGAGGAGGAGUGCCAGACGAGGGCGAUUAACUACUUUUUGAAGGGGCUAGCCGCGAACAAAAGCAAUUUCCAGGAGAAGGUGUGCAGUAAAUUUGACGAGGCGAUGGGCGAGCUGAUGGAAAAGCUCAUGGACUUCCGUCUGCUCUCGUCGGAGUCGAAAGAGCUCCGGCAUAUCAUCGAGAAUAGCGACCAGGAGCGCGCGCGACUGGAGAAGCAAUUCACUACACUACGAGAGGAGCUAGGGAAGCUGGACUCAUGGCUCUGCGGAGACGCCGAGCUCAAGAGGAUUGUCUUCGAAAGCUGUGGCGAGGAUUUUUAG
Molecule: messenger RNA, 1872 nt
Organism: Emiliania huxleyi CCMP1516
Lineage: Eukaryota; Haptophyta; Isochrysidales; Noelaerhabdaceae
Exons: 10
Coding region: 10-1872 (620 amino acids)
Source: RefSeq, a predicted model, not a curated record